AUGCAGUACUCAAAGAAGUGGGUGGAAUCUCCUUGAAUAAAGGAAAAGAUGGAGGUGCCAACAGUCUGCAGUGAAGAUAACGGUGUAUCUCAUGUUCUGACUCUAGUGCUACAAGAACUGAGUUUGCUCUGUAAAAGAGAUGUCAAUGGCGUUGGCAUGUUAUAUGACCUGCUCAGAUCUCGCUGGCUGCAAGCACUUUUAAAGAUUUAUGAAUGCCUCCAACAGUAUCUUGGAAAAAGACCAGUUCCUGUCACGCUGCAGGCACGCGCAUUGAAUCGUGAGGUGGUAGAGCUACUGCGUGAAGCCCCUCAGUCUGCUGAGAUCAAAGAGCUAAGGCGACUGCUGCGUGCUCCACACUUAAAGGCCUUGCUAUCUGCUCAUGAUACUGUAGCCCAGAAAGAUUUUGAACCAACCCUUCCACCACUGCCAGACAACAUACCUGACAAUGAGGAAGCCAUGCGGAUUGUCUGCUUAGUGAAGAACAACCAGCCUCUGGGUGCCACCAUAAAACGCCAUGAGAUAACAGGGGACAUAACAGUUGCCCGUGUGAUCCACGGUGGGCUAGCAGACAGAAGUGGGUUGCUGUAUGCUGGAGACAAACUGGUGGAAGUAAACGGAGUUCCUGUUGAGGGACUUGAGCCUGAGCAAGUUAUCAAUAUUCUGGCCUUGUCUCAGGGGACAAUUAUGUUCAAAUUAAUUCCUGUUUCUGACCGGCCCGUCAGCAACCAAACAACACUCUAUGUGCGAGCAAUGGCAGAUUACUGGCCCUUGCAAGAUCCUGCCAUACCAUGUGCUGAUGCAGGUUUGCCAUUUAAGAAGGGUGAAAUACUUCAGAUUGUGGACCAGAAUGAUGUUUUCUGGUGGCAAGCCAGGAAAGUUUCAGAUCUCAGUGCCUGUGCUGGACUUAUACCCUCAAAUCAUCUUCUUAAAAGGAAGCAACGAGAAUUCUGGUGGUCUCAGCCUUUCCAGCCCCAUCUCUGUCUCAAAUCAUCAAUGUUAAGCACUGUGGAAGAAGAGGAUGACAUGCAGAUUGAUGAGAAGUGUGUGGAAACAGAUGAAGAAACUUUUGAGUCUGAGGAGCUUAAAGAAGAGGAGGAAGAAUUUGGUGAAUUUGGUCAACGAGUCUUUAUUGCUGGUUUCCGCAGAAGUAUGCGCCUGUGUCGCAGGAAGUCCCGGACCAACCAGCAGUCAUGUUACACUCGGUGCCCCAGCAGCUGUUACAGUGCACUUGCAGCUCCAUAUGAAGAAGUGGUUAGGUACCAGCGGCACCCAGCAGACCGGAACAGACUAAUUAUACUAGUGGGUCCUGCAGGAGUUGGUGUGAACGAGCUAAGGCGAAGGCUUAUUGCAAGUAACCCACGAGAGUUUUCAAGUGCCAUACCUCACACAACUCGUGUUCAGAAGAGUUAUGAAAUGAAUGGUCGUGAAUAUCAUUAUGUAUCAAAGGAAACUUUUGAAAACAUGGUGUAUAGCCACAGAAUGCUGGAAUAUGGGGAGUACAAAGGGUACCUGUAUGGUACCAGUAUUGAUGCAGUGAGAACAGUCCUCGAUGAAGGGAAGAUCUGUGUCAUAGAUUUAGAGCCACAAGGCAUACAAGUAGCCCGAACCCAUGAAUUAAAGCCCUACAUCAUAUUCAUCAAGCCAUCCAGCAUAAGCUGCAUGAGGCAGACUCGUAAAAAUGCCAGGAUCAUUACAGAUUAUUAUGUGAACAUGAAGUUCAAGGAAGAAGAUUUACAGGAGAUGGAAGAUUCAGCUAAGAAAAUGGAAGCUCAGUUUGGUCAGUUUUUUGACCAAGUGAUUGUGAAUGAUAAUUUACAAGAAGCAUCUGAGCAACUGCUGUCUGCAGUCCAUCGUGCACAGGAUGAGCCCCAGUGGGUCCCUGCAAUAUGGAUAUGCUCAAACACUCAACCCUAAUUCUGAGCAGCAGGCAGCUUCAGAAAGAUUACAGCUUAUGUUUUACUUCAAGAAUAAUCCUAAUGUCAGGAUUGCAAGAAUUUAUCUUUGUAUGCAAGGGAUUUGGAAGAGGAUUAGGAAAGAAGCUGCUAUAGGCGAUAUAAUCAUACUAUGUUCUGUGUAGCUCUUCAGCUUUUUGUUACAGUUGCAUCCACUUUUGUACAAAAAAAGAAAUAUUGAGUGCUCAAUUAUAAGAAUAAAAAAAUUUAUUUUGUUGCAUGU
Messenger RNA from Melopsittacus undulatus (budgerigar), 2175 nucleotides. RefSeq names its product MAGUK p55 scaffold protein 4 (gene MPP4). Gene Ontology annotation, molecular function: protein binding. The transcript is spliced from 21 exons. Lineage: Eukaryota; Metazoa; Chordata; Aves; Psittaciformes; Psittaculidae. Gene Ontology annotation, cellular component: adherens junction; plasma membrane. The record is from RefSeq and is a predicted model, not a curated record.